Messenger RNA from Octodon degus (degu), 3297 nucleotides. It is a transcript of the gene Chaf1a, whose product is annotated as chromatin assembly factor 1 subunit A. The record is from RefSeq and is a predicted model, not a curated record. NCBI's taxonomy places the organism in Eukaryota, Metazoa, Chordata, Mammalia, Rodentia, Octodontidae. Gene Ontology annotation, biological process: nucleosome assembly. Gene Ontology annotation, cellular component: CAF-1 complex; nucleus. Bases 139 to 2934 code for a protein of 931 amino acids. The transcript has 15 exons.
GGGUCGCCGCGGUUCCCGCCAAAUACGAGCGCGGCGGCCGCGGCAGCCUGGCGCGGGCGGGAGGGCGAGCAGCAGUGGCUGCGGGAGCUGAGCCCGCGCCUCCGCCGCCUCAGGGGAGUUCGAGCUGCCGCCCGAGAGAUGCUGGAGGAGGCGGAGUGCGCGGCGCCGGGCGCCAGGGGAGCGGCCCCAGCAAUGGAUUGCAAAGACAGACCAACCUUUCCAGUGAAGAAGCUGAUACAAGCCCGUCUGCCGUUCAAGCGCCUGAAUGUUGUCCACAAGGAGAAAGCCAGGGAUGAAUCAGAUGACAGAAGCUCUCAGAACGCCUCAGCAGAAGAGAAAGUCACUGACAUAGAAGCCUCUUUGGACAUCUUGGAGAAUGACUGUCUUACGGAUUCUGACCUGGACUUCAGACCGAAACUCAUCAAUGGGAAGGGUCCCUUAGAUAACUUCAUAAGAAGUGACAUCAAAAGCAGUCUCAGCCAGAACACAGACGUCAUUGAUUUGACAGAGGACUCUAAUGAGCAGCCAGAGAGUACUGUGAACCACAAGCCACUAAAUCCCAAAGCUUUCCUGCCUGGGGAAGCUACAGAUGAGAGGCCCUUGAAGUUAAUUUGUAAUGACAAGUUGGGGCUUCCUAAAGAGACCCUUUCAGACAGUCCCAGCAAAACAGAGGAGGAACCUGGGAGCUUAGGUUGCCCAGACAGGAAUGGCAGCUCCCUGCUGAGCUGCCCCAAGCUACCUGGUUGCCCAAGUAUUUGUCCCAAAAAGGAACAGGAUGGUUGGAGCGAAGCUGGCGGCCUCCUGUUUCAAGGGAAGGUCCCUGUGGUGAUCUUGCAGGAUGUCCUGGCUGUAAAACCUCCCUGUGCCAAGUCUCCUCCCGGGACACCUCUGGACAAGAGCGGGACGUCAGAGAGCGAGGUGUUUGAAUCAUGCCCAGAAGACUCUGUCCUUAGCCAUUCAUCCCUGAGCUCCUCUCCCAUCACCUCCCCUGAGGGGCCAACUGCUCCUGAGAAGCAGCAGGGGGGCAUCAGGACCUCCCCCGCCCCCACACCUGUCCGCAGAAUAACCAAGAAGUGUGUCAAAGGUUCUACAGAGAAGAACAAGCUGAAACUGCAAAGAGAUAAAGAGCAGCUGCGGGAAGAGAAGGAGAAGCUGAAAGAGGAGGCCCGGCGCGCCAAAGAGGAGGCCCGGAAGAGAAAGGAGGAGGAGAAGGAGCUGAAGGAGAAGGAGAGGCGGGAGAAGCGGGAGAAGGAUGAGAAGGAGAAGGCGGAAAAGCAGCGGCGCAAGGAAGAGCGGCGCAGGGAGAGGCAGGAGGCCCUGGAGGCUAAGCUGGAGGAGAAGAGGAAAAAGGAGGAGGAGAAACGGUUACGGGAGGAAGAAAAGCGCAUUAAGGCAGAGAAGGCUGAGAUCACCAGGUUCUUCCAGAAACCAAAGAUCCCACAGGCUCCUAAGACCCUGGCUGGCUCCUGUGGGAAGUUUGCCCCCUUUGAGAUUAAAGAGCACAUGGUCCUGGCCCCUCGAUGUCGUGCUGCUUUGGACCAGGACCUCUGUGAUCGAUUAGACCAGCUCCUCCAGCAGCAAAAUGGAGACUUCUCCUUCCUGAAAGAUCUCAAAGGCCGUCGGCCACUCAUGUCUGGGCCCACUGGGAUCUGCAGCCGGGACACAGACGUUGUCAACAGGGAUGUGGUGAUUGUGGAGACCAGCAAGGGUGACAAUGUGCCCGAAAGAAGGAAGUUUGGCCGCAUGAAGCUCCUGCAGUUCUCUGAGAACCACCGGCCAGCGUACUGGGGGACGUGGAAUAAGAGGACAGCAGUCAUCCACCCUCGGCACCCCUGGGCUCAGGACAAGAAGCUCCUUGACUAUGAGGUGGACAGCGAUGAAGAAUGGGAAGAGGAGGAGCCUGGGGAGUCACUGUCCCACAGUGAAGGGGAUGAUGAGGAGGAGGUGGGGGAGGAUGAGGAUGAGGACGACGGCUUCUUAGUGCCCCAUGGGUACCUCUCUGAGGAUGAGGGUGUGACUGAGGAGUGCACCGACCCGGAGAAGCACAAGGUGCGCCAGAAACUCAAGGCCAAGGAGUGGGACGAGUUCCUGGCCAAGGGGAAGCGAUUCCGAGUGCUCCAGCCUGUGCAGAUCGGCUGUGUGUGGGCUGACGGUGUGGGCUGCUCAGCCGCCGACCUCAAGGUGCUGCAGCAGUUCGCAGCCUGCUUGCUGGAGCCAGCCCCCUCUGAGGACGAGCUGGCGCCCAAGGCCUCCAAGCGGGAGAAGCGGGACCAGCAGAUCUUGGCCCAGCUGCUGCCCCUGCUGCAUGGCAAUGUGAACGGGAGCAAGGUGAUCAUCCGCGAGUUCCAGGAACACUGCCGCCGGGGCCUGCUGAGCAUCGGGGAGGCCAGCACCCCCCCCAGCCCCACCACCCUAUGCCCACACACGCCCACUGAGGACGCCGCCGUGCCCUCCAAGGCCAGGCUCAAGCGCAUCAUCUCCGAGAACUCGGUGUACGAGAAGCGGCCCGACUUCAGGAUGUGCUGGUACGUCCACCCGCAGGUGCUGCACAGCUUCAACCAGGAGCACCUGCCCGUGCCCUGCCAGUGGAACUACGUCACCAUGGUGCCCUCGACCCCCAGAGAGGACGGUGGUGGUGUCCCUGCCACACCACCCAGCCAGGGGACCCCUGUGUUGCUCAAGAGGAAGUCGGCGGGCAGCAUGUGCAUCACGCAGUUUAUGAAGAAGCGGAGGCACGAUGGGCAGAUUGGAGUUGGGGACAUGGAUGGCUUCCAGGCGGACACAGAAGAAGAAGAGGAAGAUGACGGUGAUUGUAUCCUUAUGGACAUCCAAGAGGCCCAGGAACCAUGCGGAACCACAUCUGGAGCUGAAGAUACGGUGGGGAUGGAUACCAGCGAGGGGCCGCUGCCCACGAGUCCACUGGGCGCCUCCUGAGCAGCAGACAGUGCGCAUGUGGAGUGAUCCCGCCACGCACCCAAUACUUGAACAUACUGCCGACUCCUGUGUAAAGAGCACUUUGUCCCGCUUCACAGGCCUCUUGGGGUCUGGAAAGGUUUAUAUGGAUUUAUAUGGAUGCCUGAUUAGUUCCUGACAUUUGUAAAAAUCUCACUCCCAAAGCUGCAUAUUAAUCUGUCCUUUAAAUAAGCAUUAUUUCAAGGUGUGACCUGCACAGGCACCUGCUCAGGCCCCGAGACACGCAGGUGCUGCUGGGUCAGACGCUUGCAUGUAAAUGAAUUGAAUCGCCAGACACCUGUGGCCAUCACCACGGGCGCUGGCCUGAUGUGGAAUUGUAUAAAC